Fusarium verticillioides 7600 is the source of this 1045-nucleotide messenger RNA. RefSeq lists its product as hypothetical. The coding region runs from base 40 to 846 and encodes 268 amino acids. The transcript has 2 exons. NCBI's taxonomy places the organism in Eukaryota, Fungi, Ascomycota, Sordariomycetes, Hypocreales, Nectriaceae. Gene Ontology annotation, cellular component: mitochondrion. The record is from RefSeq and is a predicted model, not a curated record.
AGCUUUUCCAAUAUUCUCAAUUGAUUUUGCACUAUCAAAAUGACGGAUGUUAUGAGUAUUAGGGAGCAGCAGCGCUGUACACUUCAGUACUUUGCUGUUGACCUCGCGGCUGCGGCUUUCGCUUCUGCUUUGGUCACUCCCUGGGUGACAGCCAUUGAUAAACUCGUCUUCAACAAGGCAACAAACAACACCUCCAUCAAGUCAUCCAUGCGAAAAUGGGCAUCCAAGCCCAAGGCGACAUUUGCUUCUCUCUUCAUACCAUUCCUUGUCUACUUCGGAACCUACGCAACCGCCAACAUGUUCGAUUCCUUCAACGCCAUCCAAUACGACUGUGAACCCUCCAUCGUCUGCUCGUCUCCCGCCAAGUUCGCCGCCACCACGACCGUCAGUUCAGGGCUGAGUAUAUUCAAAGACGCUUACUUUUCGAGAAUGUCCUGCGGCAUGUCGACUCCUCUGCUGAGUUAUGCACUGUUUACCCUGCGAGAUGCGGUGACUAUAUACGCUUCGUUCAACCUGCCUACCAUGAUUGCUCCCAAGCUUGCCGAGUUCCCCUUCGCGUCGAUUACCCCGUUUGCCAACAUCUUUCAGUCUGAUGAUGCAAGGCUCAAGAUGGCUCAACUGUUUAUGCCGGCUGCCUCGCAGGUAGUCAGUACUCCGAUUCAUCUGCUCGGUCUAGACGUCCAUGCUCGUCAAGUUCGCAUGACGAUCAAAGAUCGGAUCAGUGUCAUUCGGCGCUACACUGGCUUUGCUACACCCUUACGUAUGAUACGAGUCCUACCUUCGUUUGGUAUUGGUAGUGUUGCCAAUACUGGCUUUAGAAGGAGCAUGAUGACUCGAGUGGUUUGAUUUGACUUGCGGUAUGAGAUGCUAUAGUUUCAACACGGGAACUCCAGAAGCCUUAACGCGGAGAAGUCUUAUUAUUUUGCGCUCAUAAAAGGCUAUUAUCAAUUGAAAACAUCUUUUAUAGUUUGAAAUUUGCAGCACAGUGAAUCUCGUCCGGUGAAAUCAUCGGACUGUUUGAUGGUCAUGAAACAUGCGUGAUCUU